AUGUCUGAGGUCAGCGAUAAGCUGCAGGAAGGCGAGGCAGGUGUACGCGGUGAGCAGCCAUUUCCUGACCAGGUGAGGAGCACUGAAGCCACCAGGCCUGACCUGCAUGGUCUGCUGACCACCAGCCACUCAUCCUCAGCAGAUAUCAGCCCCUCACCUUCAGCUGAGUCCAGUGGCUUGUUGUCCUUACCAUGGGAGAUAUUAACCCACAUUGUCUCAUAUCUUCCUGUUCACUUUGUAGUCAACGUGCUGCCAAAGGUCUGCCAUGCGCUGAGUAACGUGGGGCAGGACAGAACCUCCUGGCAGCUCCGAGCACAGAGGUUGGUGGGAUUGAGAGCUGCUUUUCCAGUGGGGCCAAGGGAGGACUUUGACUGGCCUGGUGCCUGCCUGCAGAUGGAACAGCUCAUAACCUGCUGGUCAGGUGAAGUUGAGCAUGUAGCCAGACAAAACCAGGAGGAUGAGGAGAGAAGGGAGCAAGCGAUGCCUCAGGAUGGGGAGCCUGGUGUGGGAGGCCAGGAUGAUGGUGGAGAGGGUCAGGUAGUGGCAGUGGCAGUGCAGGAGGUUGCUUAUGGUGCGGAUGAGGCAAUGGAGGUGGCAGUGGAAGGUGAAGAGGGUGAAAUGCAGCACGUCUUAGGUGGGGACCAAGUAGCGAGAUUGAGAGAAGAGCUUGAAGACAGACUAGAGGGUGAUGCUGCAGCACUAAUGGAAGAAGAAAUGGACCACAGAAGGGUUUUUAUUGCCAACGAGGGCCGAGACGCAGUUCUUAAUCACCAAGAAGACUUGCCAGACCACAGGAAUCUGGGUAAUGGGCAACAUGUAGAGGCAAGAAGUCCAAGCCCACCACCAGCGCUGGAAUGCAUUACCCUGCCUACAGGCCACAUUGCCCAUGUAAACUCGGUCCUCCUUCUUGGGGGAGAGGGGAAGGUCUGUGCCACAGCUUCCAGAGACUGGAACGUAAAGCUCUGGGAUCUGGAGCUGGGAUCACUGCUGCAAACGAUGGGACGGCAGGGUGAUUUUAGCAGCCAUCGAGGCUGGGUCUGGUGCCUGGCAUCUCAAGGACCUCUGCUGGCCUCAGGGGGCUUUGACAGCACUGUGAGGCUGUGGGACCUGCAGGCAGGAGGUGCAGAUAGGGCCCUCAUCAGGACCGGGGCUGCUGUUCUCUGCUUGUCCUGUCAGCCCGACAUGUUGCUGGCUGGUACAUUUGACAAGCGGGUCAGCAUGUAUGACACCAGAGCUGCUGCACCACUGGUGAAAAGCAUCCGUAUGCACAGUAACGCCGUAAUGUGCCUCUGUGCAGAUGACAAAUACAUCAUCUCAGGGAGCAAAGACUGCACUGUGGCUGUCUAUGACCGCAGAGCGGGCAAAGGCUUGAAGAGACUUCGGCUGAGCUCCUACCUGCUGUCCAUGAGCUACAGUGGCUGUGAGGUAUGGGCAGGAGACAACGGCGGCAUGCUCCACUCCUUUUCCAUGCAGGCGGGGACCUUAAAGCCUGUCUCUCAGUUUGAUGUGGGGCACACAGCUCUGAUCACCGGCAUCCACAGAUCCCCCGGUAGCCUCUACACCUGUUCAUCUGAUUGCACCGUCAAGGUUCAUAUACCAUGCGCGCCUCCGAGGACGUUAAGCACCCUGCACUAUCAAACUGGAGUCCAUGGGCUGAGCGUGGAGGCCGGAGUCCUCGCUAUAGCGUCCGGUGACGUCAGGGUGCAAGUGUGGAGGCCUCGAAAAUGAAGUGGAAGCAACUACAUGGUAACAAUGAAAACAGGAACCCU
Molecule: messenger RNA, 1769 nt
Organism: Maylandia zebra (zebra mbuna)
Lineage: Eukaryota; Metazoa; Chordata; Actinopteri; Cichliformes; Cichlidae
Source: RefSeq, a predicted model, not a curated record